Messenger RNA from Zophobas morio, 642 nucleotides. It is a transcript of the gene APC10, whose product is annotated as anaphase-promoting complex subunit 10. The record is from RefSeq and is a predicted model, not a curated record. Gene Ontology annotation, biological process: anaphase-promoting complex-dependent catabolic process; protein K11-linked ubiquitination. Gene Ontology annotation, cellular component: anaphase-promoting complex. The transcript has 2 exons. Bases 55 to 612 code for a protein of 185 amino acids. NCBI's taxonomy places the organism in Eukaryota, Metazoa, Arthropoda, Insecta, Coleoptera, Tenebrionidae.
AUCCCUGUCGUCCAUGUCCUAACCUCAAAUCUUGUUUACAUUAUUACCCCCUAAAUGGCUUCAAAACCCAUGAACGACGUCGAUCCCCUAAAAGACGAACGCAGCGGGAACCUCCGCGAGGUCGGCUCCCAGGCCAUUUGGAGCCUCUCGUCGUGCAAACCCGGUUUCGGGGUCGACCAGCUGCGGGACGACCGCGACGACACGUACUGGCAGUCCGACGGGCAGCUGCCCCACCUAGUCAACGUCCAAUUCCAGCGAAAAACCACAGUCAGCGACAUUUACAUCUACACUGACUAUAAGCUAGACGAGAGCUACACCCCCAGCCGCAUUUCCAUCAGAGUGGGAAGCCACUUCAACGACCUCCAGGAAAUCGAAGUCGUCAUGUUAUCAGAGCCGUCGGGGUGGGUGCACAUCCCCAUUAAAGACAUCAGGGAUAAGCCAAUAAGGGUUUUCAUGAUCCAGAUAGCUGUGACUAGUAAUCACCAAAAUGGCAGGGACACGCACAUGAGGCAGAUUAAAAUUUAUAGCCCCAUUGAGAGUCAAGGGUUGGCUAUUGAUAGUUUUAUGAAUUUUUCAACUGUGGAGUUUCAACAAUAUGCCACUAUUAGGUAGAGUAAAUAAAGUUUUUUUGAAUAUGAGAAA